Chenopodium quinoa (quinoa) is the source of this 993-nucleotide messenger RNA. Its product is annotated as glutathione S-transferase T2-like. Bases 1 to 993 code for a protein of 330 amino acids. The record is from RefSeq and is a predicted model, not a curated record. NCBI's taxonomy places the organism in Eukaryota, Viridiplantae, Streptophyta, Magnoliopsida, Caryophyllales, Amaranthaceae. The transcript has a single exon.
AUGGUGCUGUAUCUGGUUAUUUUCCGUCACAACAACCGAAUCCCAAUAUUUGGGAAUCGAGCAAUGUCUUAUCUGAAGAAGAUGAGGCAAAUGAAGAAUGCGAGGAUGAUGGUGAGGGAAAUGAAACUCCUUCUCCCCAUCAAAACUUCACUCAAAUGUUACAGCAACCACUCCAAUCAACUCCGGAAUUUCGUGUUAGUGGUUCAAAAGAAGGGUGUAUUUUGGAAGAGAGUCUUGGACGCAUACGAUGCUGCCAGGGAAUCGAAUGCAGAUGAAAUAUCCCUACGAACUAUUAGUAGUUUGAAGGGAAGGUGGAUGCGAAUCUCUGAAGCCGUGUUAAAGUGGUGCGGAAGCUAUGAUAAGGCCCGGAAGCGAAAGGGAAGUGGCUAUAACGAAGAUGAUGUUAUCCAAGAGGCCCACAAAAUCCAUGAGAACUCAUUCGGACGAUUCACCUUCUACGAGGAAUGGAUCCAAUUAAGGAAGUGGGACAAAUUCCGGUGUUUCUUGGACCAACAAACAUUCAAGCCUUCGGUGGGACGUCCACAUUCAACUUUACUGACGGAUGAGUCUGUAGGGAGCGAAAGUAGUGGGAAGAGGACACAGGAUGAGGGUGACAAUUCCUCACCUACCACACCAACCAGCGUGGGUGUCGGUGAUGAGAGAGUAGCUCGUGCUGAAGGUAUUAAAAAGGCUAAGUCGAGAUUGAAGGGUAAAGCUCCAUUAAGUCAAGCAUUUAAGGAAUUAGAAACAUUCAACAGCCGAUUGCAGCUACUUGGGGAUUCGAUGAAUGUGUCAAACGAAGCAGAAUUGAAGAGACUUGAAAUACAGGAGCGCAAGGAGGCAAGGAAACAACGGAAAAUUGAGCUAGAGCAAUAUAGGAUCAACUGGGAGCAACUAUCUCGUCUAGAACAGAAAGUAAACCGAGAACAGUGGGAAGACGAAAUGAUAGUAAUACUUCGGAACAAUAUUCAACGUUUCAAUAAUGAUGCUUAG